GCUUGUUAGCACACUAUGUCUUCUGUUUCCAGCCAACCACAGUUCCGUUACACACAACCCCCUACUAAGGUUCUUCAUUUGAGAAAUUUGCCAUGGGAAUGCACCGAAGAGGAGCUGAUUGAACUUGGGAAGCCCUUUGGUAAGGUUGUGAAUACAAAGUGCAAUGUUGGGGCCAACCGAAAUCAGGCUUUCAUUGAGUUUGCGGAUUUAAAUCAAGCAAUAGCAAUGAUUUCAUACUACGCUUCUUCGUUGGAGCCUGCUCAAGUUCGAGGUAAAACCGUCUACCUCCAGUACUCCAACAGGCAAGAAAUAGUGAAUAACAAAACGACAGCAGAUGCUGCUGGAAAUGUUCUGUUGGUGACAAUUGAGGGUCAAGAUGCUCGCAUUGUCAGCAUCGAUGUUUUGCAUCUGCAGGGCCAUGUCAAGGCAAUAUCUUCAGUGGCAGCCUAAUGCGUUAGGAGAAAGAUCGCAUGUAUUCUCGGCUUUUGGGUUUGUCCACAAAAUUACCACUUUUGAGAAGACUGCUGGAUACCAAGCGCUGGUGCAAUUCUCUGAUGUGGAGACUGCUACUUCUGCGAAGAAUGCUCUUGACGGAAGAAGCAUUCCUAGGUAUUUACUCCCUGAGCAUGUGGAGCCAUGCAGUCUUAAGAUUACUUAUUCUGCUCAUACAGAUUUAACUGUCAAAUUCCAGAGCCAUCGAAGCAGGGACUAUACUAACCCUUACCUCCCAGUUGCACCAUCAGCCAUUGAUAGUACUGGCCAGGUGACAAUGGGUGUGGAUGGAAGGAAGUUAGAACCUGAAAGUAACGUUCUUCUAGCAUCUAUCGAGAACAUGCAGUAUGCAGUGACUUUGGAUGUUUUGCACAUGGUUUUCUCGGCCUUUGGACUUGUUCAAAAGAUUGCCAUGUUUGACAAGAACGGUGGUCUCCAGGCUCUAAUUCAAUACCCAGAUGUCCAAACUGCGGUUGUGGCGAAGGAAGCGUUGGAGGGACACUGCAUUUACGACGGUGGAUUCUGCAAGCUCCACAUCACUUAUUCUCGCCACACCGAUCUCAGCAUAAAAGUAAACAACGACAGAAGCAGAGACUACACCAUACCCAACCCAGCCGUGCCUAUCCCGGCCCAACAACCCGGGAUGCAUCCAAGCUCUCACCCCUACAGCAGCGGCGCCCAGUGGGUCUCACCAGGGCAGUCCAUGCCUAUGGCCAUGGGAGGAGGUCAUUAUCCUUACAUGGGUCCCGCACCAGGGUCCAUGAUGCCGCAGCAGCAGCAGCACUCAGGGCCCGGUCCGAUGCCAUCUUAUGGCACUGGCUCUGGUACUGGUCAGAUGCAAUGAGACCAUUGCUUGGUUGGUCCCAUGAGAAGAUGUCUCUCUUCUUGGUUUUUAGUAAAUUUGUCUUAACCAUUUGGUACUCUUUUUUUUUUUUUGAAACACAAACAGCUUUGUGUCUGAAAAUUCAAGCAGAUAUAUUCACCUUAAUAUGCUAAUAUAUAUAUAUGCUUUUGGCAUGUAACCCUAUUGACUGUUACAUUUCCCUUUAAAUUGAAGUGGCCAUAUAUUAUUA
This is a messenger RNA of Tarenaya hassleriana, 1565 nucleotides long. RefSeq names its product polypyrimidine tract-binding protein homolog 2-like. NCBI's taxonomy places the organism in Eukaryota, Viridiplantae, Streptophyta, Magnoliopsida, Brassicales, Cleomaceae. Gene Ontology annotation, biological process: regulation of RNA splicing. Gene Ontology annotation, molecular function: mRNA binding. The transcript has 11 exons. Bases 377 to 1336 code for a protein of 319 amino acids. The record is from RefSeq and is a predicted model, not a curated record. Gene Ontology annotation, cellular component: nucleus.